AAAUUUUUAGAGAAUUUAACAAAAUUUUAGUUUCAAUAUAAUAAAAAGUAAUUUCUUAAAAAUUUGCUGAAAACCGAAUUGCAAAAUGAAUUAUUUAAAAAAUAUUUUAUCUACGAUUAAAGUUGCCAAUGCUUGCUUUAUACCAAAAAGAAAUAUGCUAAAAUGUUCAAUAAAUCAUAUAUUGAAUAAAAAAAUAAUGGACAGAUACCUUCGGCUUCCUAUGCCUUGCAAUAAGGUUCUCGCUACAUAUGUAUGGAUCGACGGUUCUGGAAUUCACUUGAGAAACAAGGAUCGAAUUUUAAGUUGCACUCCAUAUACUGCAGAAGCUGCACCAAACUGGGCAUUCGACGGAAGUUCAACUGGUCAAGCCAGUACGGAUAAUUCAGAUACGGUCCUCAAGCCUGCAGCUGUAUUUAGAGAUCCAUUCCGAAUGGAGCCACAUGUUUUAGUCUUGUGUGACGUAUACAGGGGCGACGGAAAGGCAGAUGCUUCAAAUCACAGAAAAUUUUGUAACGAUUUAUGUGAAUUUCACAGAGCGGAAGAACCUUGGUUUGGUUUAGAGCAGGAAUAUACCAUGUUGGAUGUUGAUGGAUGGGGUCUGGGUUGGCCUAAGGGUGGUGGUUUUCCCGCAGUAAAGUACGAGUUCUCUUACUGCGGAAUCGGCGCGAAAUAUGUCGCAGGACGAGAUAUAAUUGAAUGUCAUACGCGGUCAUGCCUGUACGCUGGUUGCGAUUUUGAAGGUACCAACGCCGAAGUCAUGCAUGCUUGUUGGGAAUUUCAGAUUGGAACUACAAUUGGCAUUAAGGCACCAGAUGACAUGUGGAUGGCACGAUAUUUGAUGACUCGAGUUGCUGAAGAUUAUGGCGUCGACAUUACUUUUCAUCCUAAACCAAUGGGCCCUAAACAUCCUGGUGUAGGUAUGCAUCAUAAUUUUAGCACGAAAACUAUGCGCUCAGAUGGUGGUUACAAAUUUAUCGAGCAAUGUGUCAAAAAGCUAGAAAAAUCUCACAUGAGGCAUAUGAAACAGUACAGUGUCGAUGAACAAGGAAAUCGUAUGCGACUGUCUGGUAAAUUUGAAACAGCACCAUUCGAACAAUUUUCAUGGGGCGUUGCCAAUAGGAAAUCAUCGAUUAGAAUUCAAAGAAGUGUUAAAGCUAAAGGGAAAGGCUUUUUUGAAGAUCGACGACCUGCUGGUGACUGUGACCCAUAUCUAGUUUGUGGGUUGUUGAUGGAAACGUGCUUGGGACCAGCCGGAGGUGGUGGUGGCAAAAAAUGCAAGUAAAGUAAAUUGGUAAAGAGACUGGUUCUUGUAAAUUGUUUAGCCCGAUAUUUUUUUGGUCUAGUUGUGAUUUAACCAUAAAACAUUACAAAAACA
Messenger RNA from Papilio polytes (common Mormon), 1375 nucleotides. Its product is annotated as glutamine synthetase 1, mitochondrial-like. Bases 86 to 1282 code for a protein of 398 amino acids. Gene Ontology annotation, molecular function: glutamine synthetase activity. The record is from RefSeq and is a predicted model, not a curated record. Gene Ontology annotation, cellular component: cytoplasm. The transcript has a single exon. NCBI's taxonomy places the organism in Eukaryota, Metazoa, Arthropoda, Insecta, Lepidoptera, Papilionidae.